This is a messenger RNA of Protopolystoma xenopodis, 447 nucleotides long. The record is from the annotation of a GenBank genome assembly. NCBI's taxonomy places the organism in Eukaryota, Metazoa, Platyhelminthes, Monogenea, Polystomatidea, Polystomatidae.
AUGCAUUCAUACAGCACGCGCACAAUUGAACAUAAUCACUUGAGGCACGGUAUCCUACUCUGGCGAUGUCCGCUACACGAUGGACGAAAGCUAAGCAAGGAUUCAACGGAGUCGCAGGGCGGAGCGUUGCGUAACUAUUUGCGCAAAUCUACUAUUACAGCUCCAAGGUUUAUUCCUCAAAUUAUGAUGGACACUGAUAACACUAUCGAUCCUCUGGACAAGAAUAAUGAUAUAGAUAAUCUCAUCAUCGCUGCCGCUGCGGCUUCUGGUGAUUCUACAAUCGAAAUCGAGGAAGCUGUCAAGCAUUUGCUUGAAACUGAACCUGAAAAAAAUUUUCCAAUAGAAACUUAUAGCAAAAAGCAGGGUUCGGAACUAGCCUACAGAGAAAUGCUAAGUGCCUUGAGUUUCAAGGGACCUGAAGAUCAUCCUGAGCGUAUAAAUUUGCUC